UUGCUUGAUACGUUUUUUAGGAAAGUUCCUUCUAUUAUACGUAAAAUAGCACCAAAAGGCUCACUUGCUAUACAUGAAGAAGCUUGGAAUGCAUACCCAUAUUGCAAAACGGUGCUCACUAACCCUGAUUAUAUGAAAGAAAAUUUUUUUGUUAAAAUUGAGACUAUCCAUCUUCCUGAUCGAGGCACUACCGCUAAUGCUCACGGUCUUCCUCCAGAAGAACUAGCUAAAAGAGAUGUGGUAGAUAUAAAUAUCGCUAAUGACAACGAAUUCCUACAUGCUGGUGAUAUACUACCAACGACGACACCCAGCAAAUUUGUGAGCUCCAAGACUGGGCGGUGCGUUAUACUAUUUGCUUUGUUUGGCCUAUCAUUUAAUGAAUACAUCAGAGGACCACUAAAUGGAAAUUGGAGAGAAACAGUUGAGCCGGUCAUGUGCGCUUAUAAAUUAGUUAGCGUUCACUUCAAGUGGUUUGGCCUCCAAAAAAUGGUUGAAAGUUACACCCACACACAAUAUCCUCGGUUGUUUUCCAAAUUCCAUCGGGAAGUAUUCUGUUGGAUAGAUAAUUGGCAUGGUUUAACGAUGGAGGAUAUACGAGCCAUAGAGGCCAAAGCUCAAAAAGAACUGGAGGAACAACGAAAGAGCGGAACGGUCAGUCUAGCGUAUAUGAUUUUUCUUCAUUUAUUUCGUUCAUGA
Molecule: messenger RNA, 696 nt
Organism: Strongylus vulgaris
Lineage: Eukaryota; Metazoa; Nematoda; Chromadorea; Rhabditida; Strongylidae
Source: the annotation of a GenBank genome assembly